GCCCCCGUCAUCUCCGAUGUCUCCGCUGCCCCCGUCAUCUCCGAUGUCUCCGCUGCCCCCGUCAUCUCCGAUGUCUCCGCUGCCCCCGUCAUCUCCGAUGUCUCCGCUGCCCCCGUCAUCUCCGAUGUCUCCGCUGCCCCCGUCAUCUCCGAUGUCUCCGCUGCCCCCGUCAUCUCCGAUGUCUCCGCUGCCCCCGUCAUCUCCGAUGUCUCCGCUGCCCCCGUCAUCUCCGAUGUCUCCGCUGCCCCCGUCAUCUCCGAUGUCUCCGCUGCCCCCGUCAUCUCCGAUGUCUCCGCUGCCCCCGUCAUCUCCGAUGUCUCCGCUCUGCCAACAACGAGCACCUCCGAUGUCAUGACAUCAUCUGCCAGGUCUCCAGCUGCUUGCACUGAAUCUGCACCCUCACCCGCCGCCGGACAAGGC
Molecule: messenger RNA, 420 nt
Organism: Guillardia theta CCMP2712
Lineage: Eukaryota; Cryptophyceae; Pyrenomonadales; Geminigeraceae
Exons: 2
Source: RefSeq, a predicted model, not a curated record